AUGGAUGCUCUUCGCCGUAGUAGGAGAAACUUGACUGCUGGUGAUCCGGAGUUGGGAGAUUCUGCUAUGGAGCCUGAUUAUACAACAGCCUUGGGUCAAGAUCUUGAGGGUGGGGCUAUUUCGCAGUUGGAUGAGGGGCCUAUUGCAAGUCCAUUUCAUUCUGACAAGGUGGAUUCGGAUUUCGAAGCUGAGCAGGCGAUGUGCCUGGAUAUUCUUGAUGAAGAGGUAUACGACGCUGUACUUGUCAUUGAAUACUGGAGUACCAGUGCACCGGGAUAUCAGGAACGAUAUGACGGUCCCGUGUUAAAGGUUCUUCCGAAUGGGGAGACGCGGUGUGGGUGGAUUCAGGCGUCGGUAUCGUUUGCCGAUGAUGAUGCCCUUAGCGUUGAGGGUUCCUGUGCUGAUGAUGAGUAUCAAACUUCUGAGAAUGACAUUUCUUGGGAGAUUGAUUUUCCGUGUGAAGUGCUUGAGGGUGAUUGGUAUCCAAAUGUCGUUCAAGCUCAUGCUGAGACUGCACGCUUGCGCAAGGCGUUAUCGCAAGAGCUGGGCGGAUGUUGGGAUUCGUUCUGCUUUGAUGGAUUGUUUGGGCAGCUGAGAGCGGCUGAGAAUCAAAGGGAUUGGUAUGAAGGGCUUCUCUGGGAUGAGUUUCUUCGGGGUUCAGAGAUAUCCUUGAGGUCGCUAAGUGCAGUUCCUUUGGGCAGUGAUGAGCCGUUACCGGCUUCAGAGGUGUUCCUUCAAACUAGGACGGUCUCUAUGACGGAAGCUAGGCGGGAACUUCCGUUGUGGAUUCCACCGGCGCAGGAGGAAGUUACGUCUCUUGAGGAUGUCCAUGAAGCAGUGAUUAGAAUACAAGUUCCGGAUAUCGAGGCCCUUGUUAAGGCUGGUCAUCGGGUUGUUCAGGUUCCGGGGAAGGCCGUGCUUACGCGGAAGUCCGGUGUAGGUAAACGUCGGUUUCGAUGCGUGGCAUGUGGGAACUUCAUCCCUCAAAAUGAGAACACCCAGAGCCUCUACACCACUGGAGUUGAGGGUGUGACUUUAAGGGUAGCACUUGCUUAUGCUGCACAUAUGUCUUGGGUUGGCCGGACCGCCGACAUUAAGACUGCAUUCCUGAACGCCCCGUUAGAGGAAGGCUAUGAUAAUGGGACAGAGGAGAUUGUAGUUGUACGCCCUCCUCACAUUCUUGUGGAAAUGGGACUCCUCGGUGUCACUGAUCGGUGGCGGGUAGUUAAGGCCCUGUACGGUCUAAGACAGGCUCCGAAGGCUUGGGCUGUGCACCGGGAUAAGAUUUUAAAGGCUUUUGAGUUCGUGUACAAGGGUUCGCGCUUUGUCCUGAAGCAAGCGAUUGCUGAUGAGUCGUUAUGGUACAUUAUAAAGGCGGACAUCUCGGAUGCUAACAACUAUGCCCUGAUGGUCGUGUACGUCGACGACAUCUUGGGAUUGGGACCGAGGGACCUUUUGGUAUCGCUCUUCGAAGCCAUUAAGAAUAUUUGGACGAUUUCAGAACCAGAGUGGAUUGUCAAGGAGAAAUCUGUAAAGUUCUGCGGCAUUGAGUUGUGGGCACUUGAUGACGGCUUCCGUAUGUCUCAGUCGGAUUACUUGAGGGAGCUAUUCGCGAGGUAUAACAUUUCCACUGGUGCGAGCUGUCCUAUGUCAUCCUGGAGCGAACCGGAACCCGAGGUAGAUGCAACAACAGAUCUGAUCAAGGAAGCCCAAGGGGUCACAGGUGCACUCCUAUGGGCUGCUUCGAAAAGCAGACCGGACAUCAGCUACUCUGUCUGUAAGCUUGGGCAGUACGCAACAAAAUCGCCGGGUAUCGUCGUCAAGGCUGGUAUGCAAAUCCUUAAGUAUCUCUUUGACACUGUAGAGCUGGGCAUUGAAUACAAGCGAACAGCAGGCACAGCUUGGUUGGACACACCAAUCCCGAGAACGGUUGGUACGGUAGAGGUGUUCACUGACGCUUCACACGCGCCGGAGGGGGCUAGAAGCCACCAGGCGAUUAUGGUGAUGUGGCUUGGCAGUCUUAUCGCUUGGGAUUCAUCCCGACAACCUUUCACAACACUGUCCAGUGCAGAGAGCGAGCUGGUGGCCAUAAUAUCUGGGGUGUGCGCGGCGGAAUCAGUCGGGGCUAUCUUGGAGGAAUUAGUUGCUGAAGACCUUGUGGUAUCGGCGAUGUCCGACAAUCAAGCAUCACUCCGAAGCUUCGCUGCUGGAAGCCAUGGCUGGCGUAACCGCCACUUAAGAAUGCGCGCGGCCUCGUGCCGCGAAAGAAUCGAAUCUGGUAGUCUAAUUGUCUCCUUUGUACCGGGAGAGCGGUCGCAAGACCAGGAGGUUGAUAAUCACGGACGGGUGUUGAGUAGGCUCUGGUUGACUUCGCAGCUUAAACCGGUGGGUUCAGCCCACAUGUUAGCGGGGUUAGCGUUGCUUGCAGCCAUACCGGAAGUGAAAGCGCAGCCUAGUGGAGAUGCGGCUUUGGAGUACUAUGGAUGGUUUAGCUGGUUGGUUAGGUGGAUACUUACCGGGGUCGGUUUAGCUUUAGCUUGGUGGUUUGUGUUUCGCAACGCGGAUGCGGACAAUCUCGAGGAGCAACCGCUUGAAAUAUCCCAAGAGUCUGGCGUGCACGAGCUAGCUUGUCAGGGUGAUCAUGGGUUGUUUGAUUCGGACGCACCGGGUGUGAUUGACAUUGGCCAUGAGCCAGAGGACUCUGAAGAUGAGGAUUCGGAUGUGUUUGACCCCGACGAGUAUGGCCCCUUGCCAUCUUGGUUCUCCGGUGCUGAGGAUGCGGAUCUGGUCCAAGGGGACGAGGAACCGGUAUUUCCCCUGGUUCCCGUCAGUGGUGAGCUUACUGAGUUCCCCUAUGUCAUUUGGGCUCCUUCGGACUUUGUUCAUUACCUGAGACGAUUGCUGGCUUUGAACGGCGCCACAUUGUUGAGCUUGCUUGGUAACCAGUCGGUCGAAUGGGUGCGGCUGAGGACCGUGUCGAGAUCCUUUCAAUCUGGGGUCGUGCUUGCUUUAGUGGUAUGGCUUCAGGGUCGAGGGAUGAUUAGCCGAAUGCUUGACGGUCCAGUGUCCUAUGACGUAGCCACCGCUUACAUUAGUGGGCGCAUUGCGCCAGAUUCCGAGAGCGAAGAUGAAGCAUUGGAUGAUUAUCCGCAUCGCGAUCCCGCCUACCAACAGCAUCCUCCGGUGCCAGUGUUUGCUCAGAUGUUUCAAGAAGCUUUUGAGGUUGAGGAGCUUGGGCAAGUCGAGGAAGUCGCUGAUAGCUUGAGUCCUUCUGCUCCGGCUGUUACUGGGGUCCGAUACGAAGCUGAAGACGGGUCGUUUGGAAACACGCUGAACGAGGGAGAUUGUCCGAUAGUGUUGGUGAUCGGAAUUGAGUCUUAG
Molecule: messenger RNA, 3381 nt
Organism: Symbiodinium sp. CCMP2592
Lineage: Eukaryota; Dinophyceae; Suessiales; Symbiodiniaceae
Source: the annotation of a GenBank genome assembly